AUGUCAGAUGAAGAGAUUCCUUCAACUUCCAGUGAGCCUUUACCCGAGGAUGAAGAGGUGAGCAUUUGAAAGCUGACAUUUUAUUUUCUAGAAAUAUGAGAUAGAGUGUUAGUAGCUAGCUAGAAGUUUGCAGUAUUGUUGAUUUGGGGGGGAACAUGGCGGGAAGGAGGCUUGCACAUCUGCAUAGCUCUCUACAGAUGUUAGCUAGCUAGCUAGCUAGCUACCAAGAUACCACCAGGUCAAACGCUGGCCAGAAAACAUUAGCUACAAUGCUGGUCGUCGUGCAGUUCAGAGAAAUGUAGCCAAUAUUCCCGUAGACUUUUAAAUGCUGCCAAUUUCAGCCUGACAAGCCUUGGAGUCCCAGAGCAACCCAACUGACUGUAUCUGUAGCUUGUUGUCUGUUUCACUUAUCCCAGGCAGCCCACAACACGGAACAGUCGCAUGCAGCCUAGAGCAAAUCAGCUGUCUCCUUUCAACACUAGCUGCUGGGGACUGUCAAGUUUGGCUACAGUAGCUAGCAAUUUAAUGUAUACGAAGAACAGGCGUGGUGAGGUGUACCUAACUGCUUGAACUUGAACUUCAGUUCAAUUGAAGGCAUAACUUUUUGCACAUUUUAUAAUCAAUAAUAUGUGAACGUGCUCAAAAUGUAUUAUAAUUGAUUGUGCAACAAGCAUCACAUGAAGCAAACUUUCUCGACCUCCAACCAUAAAUCUAUAUUGAUUAAACAUAUAUAAUAAUGUUGCAUGAAUUCAGAGGAAAUUAUAAAUUAAAUACACAACACAUUCCCUGUAUAUGACCACUGAAAUAGCCAUAUAAAAUGGUUUUAAAUUGCACAUUACAUUGAUUGAAUGUUACUGAAUCAUAUGCCAAAUAAAAAUGUACAAUUCAUUGAGCAUGUCAUAAAGUAGUCUACUGUGUUUGUGCUCAGGCAAAAGACCCCCCAUUUCAGCUGAAGCCACCUCCGAAGGCUUUGCCCAAGGCGGAGGGUGAGGUGGAUCCAGAGUAUGAAGAGAAAAGGGUGAGACAAAUUGCUUUGUCACAAACUCUCUCUAUGGAUAUCUAAAUAGGAUUCACUUUUUUUUAAUGCAAUUGCAAGUUUAAAGAUUACAAUAGGGAGUAUCACAUGACACAGAGUAGUCACAGCAUUGGUUGAAUUCUGUGCCAGAUAUUUGAGAAAAACAUCUCAUUUUUUCCCAACUUUUGCAAUGAGCUCCCCGCUGUGGUAAAUGUGGGGAAUUGCAGUGUGUAGUGAGACUAGUGAGACUGCAGAGUUUAGUGAGACUGCAGGGUGUAGUGAGACUGCAGUGUGUAGUGAGACUGUAGUGAGAAUGUGAAUGGCAAAAUUACAGUUAAGCAUAACAUUGAUCUCAUAUCCUUACUAGUCAAUAACAACUUGUUGGUGUAUUUUUGUAUUUUCCCCCUGUCUUUUUACGAUAGAAAACAGAUAGAGCAAACCGGUUUGAGUUUCUGCUCAAGCAAACAGAACUCUUUGCCCACUUCAUCCAGCCUGCGUCUCAGAAGUCUCCUACUUCACCCCUGAAAGUGAAACUUGGACGACCUCGCGUUAAACAGGACGAGAAACAAAAUCUCCUCUCUGUUGGCGAGUAUGUGGCUGCUGACUUGUUUUAAGAGUCUUGCCUUUAUUUACAAUUUUCUAAAUGACAGGUCUAUGUUAUUGUAAAUAAACAAGCUAUAUUGGUGAAUAAACCAUGAAUAAUAAACAAUACAAUCUGUUUACCAUUGUAGCAAGACAUACUAUUUGUCUGCCACCUGUGUUUUACAGUAACCGCCACCGACGCACAGAACAAGAAGAAGAUGAGGAGUUGUUAUCUGAGAGCAGGAAGGCAGCUAACGUCUUGGUUCGCUUUGAAGAGUCCCCAUCCUGUACGAUGUUUUCAUAUAGCGUUUAAAUGCUCAUUUUAAUGCUCAGCCCUCCAUGUAAAUUAACUGUAGCAGGUGUAACUCAGUGUUGUAUUCUAGCAGGUGUAUACCUUAAAUCCUAAUUAGCUCCCAUUUGAGAACUGCUGACGAUUGAUAAGAGUAUAAUUUUAAAAAAUUCUCCAUUAAUUACAAAACGUUUUUUCUUUUACAGAUGUAAAAAAUGGAGAGCUGAGAGAUUAUCAAAUCAGAGGUCUCAACUGGAUGAUCUCCCUUUAUGAAAACGGCAUUAAUGGAAUCUUGGCUGAUGAAAUGGUAAUAAUGACUGUACCUUAAACAUAAAAUUAACAAUAGUUGCUGUUUACUUGCCUACAUUAAGUGCCAGAGCCUUAUAUUGAUAUCCAAGUGUAAAGGGCCAUCCACACCAAGGACGAUAAUGAUCAACUAUACAUAACUAUAAAACGUUGGCAAGCAUCCACACUAGAGGAAGGUUUAUCAUUCUGCAGCAGGGGAUGGCAAACUUUAUGGCUUGAGGGCCACAUCGGGAUUUUGAAAUUCAACGGAGGGCCAGAAAAAGCAGUUAUUUGAAAAUAUAUAGGUCCACUAUAAUUUCUACAUACUUUCUAUCUAGUUUUAGAUGUUCAAGUGUGGCCUGGAGUUUAUUUUUUACCCAAAAUAAUAAUUUCCCAACUCAUCAUUUUUACUCAAACCUCCCGCCCGCGGGCCGUAGUUUGCCCACCCCGUUCUACAGUCUAGGCUACACCUGUCAAUCAACUGAUCAAUGCAUCCUACUGCACGCCGUAGGCUUAUUAAUAAGGUGGUAACACAGACCAUUCAUUGCUUUCAGGGUGUGUUCAUUUUCAUAGUGACAACUGCAAUUAAUACUUUAAUGUAGAUAAUAAUAUAGAAACACAUAUUUAAAUGUAGCAAUUCAACAACAAACGCUGUUUAGCUUGUGGACCUUCAUGUCAUGCUUGCCUCGUUGCUCUAGUGGUUUGCAAUUGAUUUCCAUUUUUCUAAUAGUUGCCAAUUCAUUUGGAUCUUCUUUUUCACUGUGCUCAUCUGUCUGUCCUGUGCACCAUUUGCAAUGCAUCAAUGCAACAAUGUUAUCAUCACCAGCUAAAGUAAUCACACCAACACUCUUUCUCCUCAACUUUUUUUACAUUCAGCAAUUAGCAAGAGCAAGCCUGCUUCUCUCCUCGAAUAGGCUGUUAGGCCUACUAUAAAAAAUGCAAAAAAUAAAUGUCAUAUAGGUUUUGUAGCCUAUAGCUUUUCCUGGGAUUGCGCACGGUAACAGCUGGAAGAGAGAGGCUAGUAGAGAUGUGUCAAAUCAAAUCAAAUCAAAUUGUAUUUGUCACAUGCACCGAAUACAGCCAGUGUAGACCUUACCGUGAAAUGCUUACUUACAAGCCCUUACUUACAAUGCAGAUUUUUUUGUUGUUGAAGUAAGUAAGAAGAUAUUUGAUAUUUUUUUUAAUUAAAAUAAACUAAAGUAAGAAAAAAAGUAACACAAUAAAAUAACAAUAACAAGGCUUUAUAGAACGGGUGGGUCUAAUCCUGAAUGCUGAUUGGUUAAAACCGCAGUCCAGCCGGUGUCUAUUCCACAAGUUACCACCGGCUAAAUCUAUGACGUUAAAAUGUCUAUUUACUCUGUUCCACCUGACUGCGCAAUCCAUUGUCUCAUCAGCCCAGCCAGGUAAUUUAUAAACUUGAUCUCCACUAUAAAAAGCAUCUAGACAUUAUCUCACAUUUCUUUUAGACUAAAUAAAUAAACCUUGCUGUCUGUCUCUCCGACAUUUGCAACAUUGUUUCAAAAUUCAAAUUCGAUCUCCAGCUGUCCCAUAGUAAUGAACGUGUUGGGACGAGACAGACAGGCAGCGUUUCUCAGCCAGUCUAAAUCAUGAAUCAGCUGGCAUAAUUUUUAUGGACAUAUACAAAGCAAUGUCAAUUGAAAAAAGGUCAAAUGAAACGAAGUGCAGCUAGUUUGCAGUCUUUCCAGCUUCAGUUCGAAGUGAUUGUGUUAGAUCUGUUGUUGGCUAGCUCCUCUGAAUAACAGUGUCCUGACGAGAGAGCACAUUUUCUAUGCCAGGCGAAAUCACGCCUCAUUGUUAUGGAUGUAUCCAAAUAAAUGUCACUAGAAAACAGCUUAAACAAAUGCACAUGCAGCUACUGUUGUUAUUCUGGCUGCACGGUUUGACAUGACUGUAAAUUCGCUGUAGGGAUAAGAACGUUGCCAGCCAGUAUAGCAAUGGAACAUUUAGAAUGAACGACUGGGUCGCGUCCAUCGAUACAGAACAAAAAGACUGGGUUGCGUCUCUGGCAACCGAACCGAUAGAACAAACGACCAGCCGGCUUGGGUAGCAACCCUAGAUUUGUGUCGGGGCUAUAUCUUGUGGAAUGAUGAGAUAGUAUUAAUAAAUUCAUCAAAAUAAUGUUUUUAAUGAAAAUAUUAAAAAUAAUUAUUUGAAAAUGUUGGUAACCCGUUCUAUAAAAGUGAUAAUGUCUCGGGCCUAACAACAGCCGUGCCGAUAUAUCCUCCAAACACCGGCUUCUUGGGCAUUAUCACUUAAAUAUACAGGGGGUACCGGUACCGAGUCAGUGUGCGGGGUACAGGUUAAUCGAGGUAAUUGAGGCUAUAUGUACAUGUAGGUAGGAGUAAAGUGACUAUGCAUAGAAAAUAAACAGCGAGUAGCAGCAGCGUAAAAAAGGGGGUCAAUGCAAAUACAGUAGGGGUAGCCAUUUCAUUAACUGUUUAGCAGUCUUAUGGCUUGGGGGUAGAAGCUGUUAAGGAGCCUUUUGGACCUAGACUUGGCGUUCCGUUACCGCUUGCCGUGCGGUAGCAGAGAGAACAGUCGAUGACUAGGGUGGCUGGAGUCUUUGACCAUUUUUUGGGCCUUCCUCUGACAUCGCCUGGUAUAGAGGUCCUGGAUGGCAGGGAGCUAGGCCCCGGUGAUGUACUGGGCCGUAUGCACUACCCUCUGUAGCUCCUUGCGGUCAGAUGUGUAGCCGAAAUAAGAGGCUAGAUAUUAGGCCAUUCAUUACAGGUGUAGGAUCUUAAUUUGAGCCAGUUUGCUACAGCAGUAAAAUAAUCCUGCAGAAACAGGAAAUGUGGACUAUAAUGAAUGGACAUUUUUGUAGGGGUUGAUGCAUUAUUUAUAAGGGAAAAUCAAGUCUGACAUUUCAGAGUGGAAAUUGCAAACUUCUGAAGCCUUUUUAAACUCAAAUACACUAGAAGUUUUACAUUUCGAAAGUUCUCCUGCAACAGGGUGAUCAAAUUAAGAUCCUAAAUCUUUAGAAAAAUAUUAGGGCUAUAAAUAUGAAUGCCUACCUGUCAAAGAGCAAGAAAAAAGUUUAUAGAUUAUGAAAUGGCAGAUCUGUGCAUUUCUCCAGGCUGCGCUCUGCAGUCCCUUGGCACGUAAAGCUCCAUAAUUGAUUAGGCAUACGUUUUUAGACAGGAAAGUUAUUCUACCUAGGCUACAACAACACAGUACGAUGAGGAAUUUAUUAUUCUUAUAAAGUGAGUACACUAUUGUCUAGGCUGUAAACUGCAGUGAUGUAGGCUAAUUUGAAUAACCGCUCAAACGUCCUAUUUUGGGUGCAUGUUUUAUGCUGAAAUAACUGCCCUAGGCCUGAUUAUGCAACCAUUUGGAUCAGUUAUGGGUCUGUUCUCUACAGUUUACAAGGUCCAGAAAGGUAGCAGGCCAUUUACAGUUGAUGUCGGAAGCUUACAUACACCUUAGCCAAAUACAUUUAAACUCAGUUUUUCACAAUUCCUGACAUUCAAUCCUAGUAAAAAAUUCCCUGUUUUAGGUCAGUUAGGAUCACCACUUUAUUUGAAAUGUCAGAAUAAUAGUAGAGAGAAUUUUUUAUUUCAGCUAUUAUUUCUUUCAUCACAUUCCCAGUGGGUCAGAAGUUUACAUACACUCAAUUAGUAUAUGGUAGCAUUGCCUUUAAAUUGUUUAACUUGGGUCAAACGUUUCGGGUAGCCUUCCACAAGCUUCCCACAAUAAGUUGGGUGAAUUUUGGCCCAUUCCUCCUGACAGAGCUGGUGUAACUGGGUCAGGUUUGUAGGCCUCCUUGCUCGCACACAUUUUUCAGUUCUGCCCACCAAUUUUCUAUAGGAUUGAGGUCAGGGCUUUGUGAUGGCCACUCCAAUACCUUGACUUUGUUGUCCUUAAGCCAUUUUGCCACAACUUUGGAAGUAUGCUUGGGGUCAUUGUCCAUUUGGAAGACCCAUUUGCGACCAAGCUUUAACUUCCUGACUGAUGUCUUGAGAUGUUGCUUCAAUAUAUCCACAUAAUUUUCCUUCCUCAUGAUGCCAUCUAUUUUGUGAAGUGCACCAGUCCCUCCUGCAGCAAAGCACCCCCACAGCAUGAUGCUGCCACCCCGUGCUUCAUGGUUGGGAUGGUGUUCUUCGGCUUGCAAGCCCCCCUUUUUCCUCCAAACAUAACGAUGGUCAUUAUGGCCAAACAGUUCUAUUUUUGUUUCAUCAGACCAGAGGACAUUUCUCCAAAAAGUACGAUCUUUGUCCCCAUGUGCAGUUGCAAACCGUAGUCAGGCUUUUUUAUGGCGGUUUUGGAGCAGUGGCUUCUUCCUUGCUGAGCGGCCUUUCAGGUUAGGUCGAUAUAGGACUCGUUUUACUGUGGAUAUAGAUACUUUUGUACCUGUUUCCUACAGCAUCUUCACAUGGUCCUUUGCUGUUAUUCUGUAAAUUGAUUUGCACUUUUCGCACCAAAGUACGUUCAUCUCUAGGAGACAGAACGAGUCUCCUUCCUGAGCGGUAUGACGGCUGCGUGGUCCCAUGGUGUUUAUACUUGUGUACUAUUGUUUGUACAGAUGAACGUGGUACCUUCAGGCGUUUGGAAAUUGCUCCCAAUGAUGAACCAGACUUCAACUGUAUAUGGUGUAUUUUGUCAGGCUGUAGGCCUAUCGGCGUUAACAGAUACACUACAGUAUGUGAACACCUGCUCGUCUAAACGUCUCAUUCCAAAAUCAUGGGCAUUAAUAUGGAUUUGGUCCCCCCUUUGCUGUUAUAACAGCCUCCACUCUUCUGGGAAGACUUUCCACUAGAUGUUGGAACAUUGCUGCAGGGACUUGCUUACAUUCAGCCACAAGAGCAUUGGUUAAGUCGGGCACUGAUGUUGGGCGAUUAGGCCAGGCUUGCAGUCGGCGUUCCAAUUCAUCCCAAAGCUGUUCGAUGGGGUUGAGGUCAGGGCUCUGUGCAGGCCAGUUAAGUUAUUCUACAUCGAUCUCGACAAACCAUUUCUGUAUGGACCUCUCUUUGUGCAUGGGGGCAUUGUCAUGUUGAAACAGGAAAGUGCCUUCCCCAAACUGUUGCCACAAAAUUGGAAGCACAGAAUCGUUUAAAAUGUCAUUGUAUGCGGUAGCGUUAAGGUUUCCCUUCACUGGAACUAAGGUGCCUAGCCCGAACCAUGAAAAACAGCCCCAGACCAUUAUUCCUCCUCCACCAAACUUUACAGUUGGCACUAUGCAUUGGGGCAGGUAGCGUUCUCCUGGCAUCUGCCAAACCCAGAUUCAUCCGUCGGACUGCCAGAUGGUGAAUCGUGAUUCAACACUCCAGAGAACACGGAUCCACUGCUCCAGAGUCCAAUGGCGGCAAGCUUUACACCACUCCAGCCGACACUUGGCAUUGCGCAUGGUGAUCUUAGGCUUGUGUUCGGCUGCUCGGCCAUGGAAACCCAUUUCAUAAAGCUCCCGACGAACAGUUCUUGUGCUGACGUUGCUUCAAGAGGCAGUUUGGAACUUGGUAGUGAGUGUUGCAACUGAGGACAGACGAUUUGUACGUGCUUCAGCACUCAGCGGUUCCAUUCUUUGCGCUUGUGUGGCCUACCACUUCACGGCUGAGCCGUUGUUGCUCUUAGACAUUUCCACUUCACAAUAACAGCACUUACAGUUGACCGGGGCAGCUCUAGCAGGACAGAAAUUUGACAAACUGACUUGUUGGAAAGGUAGAAUCCUAUGCUCUUCAUUAAGGCCAUUCUACUGCCAGUGAUUGCCUAUGGAAAUCUUAUGGCUGUGCUCGAUUUUAUACACCUGUCAGCAACUGCUGUGGCUGAAAUAGCCGAAUCCACAAAUUUGAAGGGGUGUCCACAUACUUUUGUAUAUAUAGUGUACAUAGGAAAAUAUGGGCUUCUUCUGACACUGAGUUGCGCUGUCAGUCGUGUAUCAUCAGUCUUCCAAGUCUUCCUAUAAUUCAUGUGGCCACCAAUAUGCUCACAUGACCAGUUAUUCAGGAAAGCUCACCGCACGCUCUGCCUCUUCGAUCGGCUAUUCCUUGCGCACCUAGAACGCUUCAAUAGAACACAUUUUGGAUUGGUUUUUGACGUUGUACUGUUGGGGAGACAGGGAUUAAAUCGCUCAGAAAGUGAUCCUGUCAGGUUCGAGCGUGGAUGUGGUGUGGAAUCAAGCGCAGGACAACAGAGGCUUCGUUCAACAGUCUUUAGUGAAGACACGAAAAACAAGACACAAGGCUAAAUCCAAGCCGGAAGGCAAGCGAACAUUACGCACACUGAGUACAGUUCAAAAUACAAAACAAAAUGCGCACACUGUGCGAACACUCUCUCCAAACAAAUCACGAGAGAGAGAAGUACUAGCAGCCCUUGCUGACAUAAGAAACAAUUACACACAACACAUGACAAAACCCAAGAGAACUAAUAGGACACAUAAUUAACACUAACAAUGAACAGGUGUACAAAACAGACCAAACCAAGCAAACAUCGAAACAUAGAACGGUGGCAGCUAGUACUCCGGAGACGACGACCGCCGAAGCCUGCCCGAACAAGGAGGAGGAGCAGCCUCGGCCGAAACCGUGACAGUACCCCCCCCUUGACGUGCGGCUCCAGCCGUGCGCCGACCCCGGCCUCGAGGACGACCAGGAGGACGCGGAGCAGGGCGCGUGGGAUGACCACGAUGGAACUCGGUCAGAAGAGACGGGUCUAAGAUGUCCCUCCUCGGCACCCAGCACCGCUCCUCCGGGCCGUACCCCUCCCACUCCACGAGAUAUUGGAGACCCCCCAUCCGGCGUCUCAAAUCCAGGAUGGACCGAACAGUGUACGCCGGAGCCCCCUCGAUGUCCAGCGCGGGCGGAGGAGUCUCUUCUAUCUCAUAGUCCUGGAGUGGACCAGCUACCACCGGCCUGAGGAGAGACACAUGGAACGAGGGGUGAAUAUUCUUGUAAUCAAUAGGCAGUUGUAACCUGUAACACACCUCGUUCAACCUCCUCAGGACUUUAAAAGGCCCCACAAACCGCCGACCCAGCUUCUGGCAGGGCAGGCGGAGGGGCAGGUUUCUGGUCGAGAGCCAGACUCGAUCUCCCGGUGCGUACACCGGCCCCUCACUGCGGUGGAGAUCGGCGCUUGUCUUAUGUCGACGGAUGGCCCGCUGCAGAUGGACGUGUGCAGCGUUCCACGUCUCCUCCGAGCGCCGCACCCACUCAUCCACCGCAGGGGCCUCGAUCUGGCUCUGAUGCCAAGGUGCCAGAGCCGGCUGGUACCCUAACACACACUGGAAAGGAGUUAGUUUAGUGGAGGAGUGGCGGAGAGAGUUCUGUGCCAUCUCGGCCCAGGGAACAUACCUCGCCCACUCCUCCGGCCGGCCCUGGCAAUACGACCUCAGAAACCUACCCACAUCCUGGUUUACACGUUCGACCUGCCCAUUGCUCUCCGGAUGGUACCCCGAGGUAAGGCUCACCGAAACCCCCAAGCGCUCCAUGAACGCUCUCCAGACUCUGGAGGUAAACUGGGGGCCUCGAUCAGACACUAUAUCCUCGGGUACCCCGUAAUGCCGGAAGACGUGGGUGAAUAGUGCCUCAGCGGUCUGUAGGGCAGUAGGGAGACCCGGCAUGGGAAGGAGACGACAGGCCUUCGAGAACCGAUCCACAAUGACCAGGAUGGUGGUAUUCCCCUGUGAGGGGGGAAGGUCUGUAACAAAAUCCACCGAGAGGUGAGACCAGGGUCGUUGUGGAACGGGCAGGGGUUGUAACUUUGCCCUGGGCAAGUGUCUGGGCGCCUUACACUGGGCACACACCGAGCAGGAGGAGACAUAAACCCUCACAUCCCUGGCUAACGUUGGCCACCAGUACUUUGUGCUAAGGCAGUGCACUGUCCGGCCAAUACCUGGAUGUCCAGAGGAGGGUGACGUGUGAGCCCAAUAAAUGAGUCGAUCCCGAACCUCGAGCGGAACGUACGUCCGACCCACAGGACACUGUGGAGGGCUAGGGUCGGUACGUAACGCCCGCUCGAUUUCAGUAUCGACCUCCCACACCACCGGUGCCACCAGACAAGACUUCGGUAGUAUGGGAGUGGGCUCAACUGACCUCUCCUCUGUGUCAUACCGCCGAGACAGGGCGUCUGCCUUUCCGUUCUGGGACCCAGGGAUGUACGUGAUCUUAAAGACGAACCGGGCUAGAAACAUGGUCCACCGAGCCUGGCGAGGAUUCAGUCUCCUAGCUGGCCGAAUGUAUUCCAGGUUACGGUGGUCAGUCAAAAUGAGGAAAGGGUGUUGAGCCCCCUCAAGCCAAUGCCUCCACACCUUUAGGGCCUGUACCACGGCUAACAGCUCCCUGUCCCCUACGUCAUAAUUUCGCUCCGCCGGACUGAGCUUCUUCGAGUAAACAGCACAGGGCGGAGUUUAGGUGGCGUGCCGGACCGUUGCGAGAGAACGGCCCCUCACUCCUCUUGAGACAAAGGAUACACAUGGCUCCGCGGGAGCGCAGCUCCUGCCUGGAGGUCUAUCGCACAAUCCCCCUGUCUAUGAGGUGGCAAUCGCGCCGCCCUCGCCUUGCUAAACACGAGUGCUAAAUCCUCAUACUCGGGGGGAACGUGCAGUGCGGGCACUUGGUUUGGACUCUCCACCGAGGUCGCCCCCACGGAAACACCCAGACAUCGCCCCACACACCGGGCAGACCACUCCUUAAGAGCCCUCUCUCGCCACGAAAUAGUGGGAUCAUGAGUAAUCAACCAGGGAAGCCCCAGUACCACCGGAUACGCAAGGAGAGUCGAUCAGAUAUAGCUGAAUCGUCUCCUCAUGACCCCCCUGCGUCUCCAUCCUAAGUGGCGCUGUGACCUCCCUAAUCACCGAUCCCAACGGACGGCUAUCUAGGGCAUGUACAGGGAAGGGAUUUUUAACAGGAAGGAGAGGAAUCCCUAACUCUAUACAAAAUUUUCGAUCUACAAAAUUCCCAGCUGCGCCUGAAUCUACUAGCGCCUUAUGCUGGGAACGAGGUGCAACCUGUGAAAAACAAACAGGUAUGGUUAGGUGCACGACAGAGAGAUCUGGGUAAGUGGGGCGCCUACUCACCAGUGGACUCCCCAGUGCGUGGCCUGCCGUCUCGUCCCCCUGGAGACCCUCCCCAGCACCUAGCCGCAGUGUGUCCUCCACGGCCACAGUUGGUGCAGGGGACGGCCCCCCUCGGACUCCUUCUCCUCCGUUCUCUAGCGCCAGCACCCCCGAGCUCCAUAGGACUCGGCUCGGAGGUGCUGGAGGAUGGAAUGGGCGACCCCCACCCAGGACGUCCGCGGGUAGCCAGCAGGGUGUCUAGACGAAUGGCCAUGUCAACCAAUUGGUCAAACGUGAGAGUGGUGUCCCUGCAAGCCAACUCUCUACGGACGUCCUCCCGGAGGCUGCAGCGGAAGUGGUCUAUGAGGGCCCGCUCAUUCCACCCUGCAUCUGCCGCUAGAGUCCGGAACUCCAGUGCAAACUCUUGGGCGCUCCUCAUCCCCUGCCGGAGGUAGAAUAGACGCUCCCCCGUCUAUUCUCCGCAUAUGUGAUCGUUGCGGCGUCUAUCCUCCUCCAUUAGGCGUUGGCCCACUCCAACGCCUUGCCGGUGAGACAGGAGAUGAGGGCGGAAACGCUCUCGUGUCCCGAGGGCACCGGGUGUACGGUGGCUAGGUGGAGUUCGACUUGUAAAAGGAAACCCUGACAGCGGUGCCAUCAUACGCCCUCGGGAGCGAGAAUCCCACUGGGUUCCGGAGAGUGGACAGGUGGACUGACCAGAGGUGGUGUGGUAGGUGGAGGCGUGGGUACCCCGCUGGUCUCCCAUCCACGGAGGGUAUUCAUCACUUCAUCGAGAGCGUUCCCGAUCCGGUUGAUUCUGGCCUCCUGUCCACGAAGGCGCUCCUCGAUUACCUCGGCGGGCGAGGCUGCUCCUGCUGAUUCCAUGGAAUGGUGUGUAAUUCUGUCAGGUUCGAGCGUGGAUGUGGUGUGGAAUCAAGCGCAGGACAACAGAGGCUUCGUUCAACAGUCUUUAGUGAAGACACGAAAAACAAGACACACGGCUAAAUCCAAGCCGGAAGGCAAGCGAACAUUACGCACACUGAGUACAGUUCAAAAUACAAAACAAAAUGCGCACACUGUGCGAACACUCUCUCCAAACAAAUCACGAGAGAGAGAAGUACUAGCAGCCCUUGCUGACAUAAGAAACAAUUACACACAACACAUGACAAAACCCAAGAGAACUUAUAGGACACAUAAUUAACACUAACAAUGAACAGGUGUACAAAACAGACCAAACCAAACAAACAUCGAAACAUAGAACGGUGGCAGCUAGUACUCCGGAGACGACGACCGCCGAAGCCUGCCCGAACAAGGAAGAGGAGCAGCCUCGGCCGAAACCGUGACAGAUCCCAUGAUGGCUAUUGUUAUCGUUCUCCACUGUUUUUAUAGUUAUUGUUGUAGACGCUGUUGUUCACUUGAAUUAGAACAACUUUUAUUUUUGGAUUGUUAUAGUUAUCGUCCUUGGUGUGGAUUGCCCUUAAGAUUCUGGUAAGUGCUACUAGUUGUGAGUCAAGCUUAUGUGCUGUAUGUAUGACAAGUUGUUUAUUUGUUUAUUGACCACAGGGCUUGGGGAAGACCCUCCAAACCAUUGCAUUGCUGGGAUACCUGAAGCAUUACAGGAACAUUCCUGGCCCCCACAUGGUUCUGGUUCCCAAAUCAACACUACACAACUGGAUGAAUGAGUUCAAACGCUGGGUACCAACCCUUAAGGCAGUCUGUCUCAUCGGGGACAAGGAUGCAAGAGUAUGUCCUGUUUUUUCUCUUGAUUGACACUGAUUAAACAUGCCCUUUCAUAACACAUGAUCUGGUGGGGAGGUAGCCAAGACCUCUAAUGACUCCUUUGACAAAUGUUCUCCUUAUUCACCAGGCGGCUUUCAUCCGUGAUGUCAUGAUGCCAGGGGAAUGGGAUGUUUGUGUCACAUCCUAUGAGAUGGUCAUCAGAGAGAAAUCUGUCUUCAAGAAGUUCAACUGGAGAUACCUUGUCAUUGACGAAGCUCAUAGGAUCAAAAAUGAGAAGUCCAAGGUAUGAACUCAAAUGAAAAUAAUUUAGGGCUAAAACAAGUUUUUCUUUCUACUUUUCAAUUAAAGAAACUUGGCCUAUACACAAUUAUUUUAAAUUAUUUUUAUGUAAUCUUUACAUCAAUCCUGUGUUGUCAGCUCUCAGAGAUUGUCCGUGAGUUUAAAACCACCAACCGUCUCCUCCUGACUGGAACGCCUCUGCAGAACAACCUCCAUGAGCUGUGGUCACUCCUCAACUUCCUGCUACCUGAUGUCUUCAACUCUGCCAACGUGAGUCCUGCCUCUGUUUGUUCUCUCCAUUUAUUCCUCUUGUAGUGAUAUUCCUCUCCUUUAGAUGAAUGUGACUGGAAUACCAAAUCGAGGAAGAAAAUACAUUCAUAUAUCGCUCCAGGCAAAAUGAACUGCAUUCUUUUGUUGUUUUGUAUCAAAAGACCCUCCAGCAGUAUCUUUAUGUUUUUUGUUGUUCCAUUUAUAUCACCUAGUUUCAAUGCGCUUCAGUCAAUCACUGAGCUCCUCAGCCCCACCUGACAUGCUUCUUGUCUUUCCAUGAUGUGUCAGAGAGGGAAAGGUAGCCCCGAGCAUAGGCUUCCCCCCUCAGGCACUGCUCUGUUCUGUUGUCAGUUCCUCCCAGUUUGUCUGGGAUCCCUCUCCCCCACUCACCCCCAGAGGCUGUAACUGAUCAUAUGUGUCCUUUUCUCUAACACAAUCCCCUCUACAACUGAAGCCAAAGCAGAAUAAUCUUUACUGAAAAAAAAUGUAUUCUCUAAAAUAACUUUUGUACUUUCAUGGAAAAUCUGUGUUAAAAACAAAAGGAACAUUUUUCUUUCAUUCUCAGGACUUUGAUUCUUGGUUUGACACCAACAACUGUCUGGGGGACCAGAAGCUGGUGGAGCGUCUGCAUGCGGUAAGCUGUGUUUCACACUUCCAUUACGUUCAGAGUUCACUGCAGAAUCCUUCUUAUCUAUAUUUAUUUUUAUUAUACAUACUACAUAAUAUACAUUGAGUUUACAAAACAUUAAGAACACCUUCCUAAUAUUGAGUGGCACCCCCUUUUGCCCUCAGAACAGCCUCAAUUCGUCGGGGCAUGGACUCUACAAGAAAGCGUUCCACAGGGAUGCUGGCCCAUGUUGACUCCAAUUCUUCCCACAGUUGUGUCAAGUUGGCUGGAUGACCUUUGGGUGGUGGACCAUUCUUGAUACACACGAGAAACUGUUGAGCGUGAAAAACCCAGCAGCGUUGCAGUUCUUGACACACUCAAACCAGUGUGCCUGGCACCUUCUACCAUACCCUGUUCAAAGACGCUUAAAUCUUUGGUCUUGCCCAUUCACCCUCUGAAUGGCACACAUACAUACACAAUCCAUGUCUCAAUUGUCUCAAGGCUUAAAAAUCCUUCUUUAACCGGUCUCCUCCCCUUCAUCUACACUGAUUUGAAGUGGAUUUAGAAAGUGACAUCAAUAAGGGAUCAUAGCUUUCACCUGGAUUCACCUGGUCAAUCUAUUUAAUGUAAAGAGCAGGUGUUCUUAAUGUUUUGUUCACUCAGUGUAUGUAAAGAAAUACAUGUAAUACAUGGUUAAAAAAAAUAGAUUAAUAAAAGCAUUUGCCUUGUGUAAUGUGCUGUUUGUUCAGGUGCUUAGACCUUUCCUUCUGCGUCGCAUUAAAGCUGAAGUGGAGAAAAACCUGCCUCCCAAAAAAGAGGUGAAGAUUUACCUUGGACUGAGUAAGAUGCAGCGAGAAUGGUAUGUAUUUGGUUCAAAUACUUAGUCCUUCCCAGUGUUGGCCAUAGCUUUUGUUGGUUUAAUGUUUCUAUCAAUGAAAUUCAAAUGAAACAAUGUUUUGUUGUUCUAUUUUUGUUAGGUACACACGGAUUCUGAUGAAGGACAUUGACAUACUCAAUUCUUCUGGAAAAACAGACAAGAUGCGUCUGUUGAACAUCCUGAUGCAGCUGCGGAAGUGCUGCAACCACCCAUACCUGUUUGACGGGGCCGAGCCUGGACCCCCCUACACCACCGACACUCACCUGGUAACCAACAGCGGCAAGAUGGUGGCCCUGGACAAGCUGCUGCCCAAAGUCCAGGAGCAAGGUGCUACACUCUCUCUGAUCAUUCAAUGCUUUUACUGUAGUUUAUCCCAAAAAAUAAUAAGGGGGGUUAAACAAAGAAUAUAUUAUUAAUGUACAUUUGAUGUCUUAAUCUCAAAGAGCUUUGAUCUGUGGUUGUUACUGUACAUUUGCAGUUGUAACAGACUAUGCAAUAAGUUGUCUAUACAAACUCUGAUCGAUUGAAGUACAUAAUGGUCCUUUAAAAGUGCAAGGACAACCUCAGAGGAUGCAGGCUCAAAGGUUUGCAUUUUAUUGAAGAAUAUCAGGAUUCACAUGUAGAAUUUCAAAUGUUAUCAUGACGCUUUCAUGAUGAGAAGUUAAUUUGACAAUCAAAUCAGCCAUGCUCAUGUAGAAUUAAUCAAACCUUCCUGCCAUGCAAAAAACCACAUGAAUCAUUUUCUGCCAUGUUUUUUCCCUUUGUGGAGAUUGCAUUUGAACUAGAGCAAUGUGACUUGAUAGUGAAUGCUGUUCUGUUCCCUAAUGGAAUGACUGUGUUUUGUCUCAUUGGUUGCCAGGGUCUAGAGUCCUCAUCUUCAGCCAGAUGACCAGGGUCCUUGACAUUCUUGAGGACUACUGCAUGUGGAGAGGUUAUGAGUACUGCCGUCUAGAUGGGAACACUCCACACGAAGCAAGACAGGUACGGGGCAUGACUUCAGCUGAUGAGGCCUCAUUGACCACAAUCACAGGCUCCCAUGGAAACCAUUAGGAACUGUAGUGGAACAGUUCAAUCACAGUUCAAUCAAACCUACCAUGGUCGUGUUUUUGCAGUAUCUUUACUUCAAGCCACUUUACUUUGCCUACUGUGCUCGUACUGACUGUGCUUGUAAUAUUUGUGUAAAGUGUAUUUACUUUAACUACAUGAAACAGAACUGAUAUUUUAAACAUUGUCUAACUAAUGCGUUAGCUUUAUGGCCAUGUUUCUAGGAAGCCAUAGAGGCCUACAAUGCUGAAAACAGCAUCAAGUUCAUUUUCAUGUUGAGCACCAGAGCUGGAGGUCUGGGCAUUAACCUGGCAACUGCAGACGUCGUUAUCCUGUACGACUCCGACUGGAACCCUCAAGUGGACCUGCAAGCAAUGGUUAGAAACAUUUCAGUUGUGGCUUCCUUGGAAACGUACUUCUAUAUCUAUAUAUACAGUUGAAGUCGGAAAUGUACAUACACUUAGGUUGGAGUCAUUAAAACUCAUUUUUCAACCACUCUACACAUUUCUUGUUAACAAACUAUACAUUUGGCAAGUCGGUUAGGACAGCUACUUUGAGCAUGACACAAGUCAUUUUUCCAACAAUUGUUUGCAGACAUAUUAUUUAAUUUAUAAUUCACUGUAUCACAAUUCCAGUGGGUCAGAAGUUUACAUACACUAAGUUGACUGUGCCUUUAAACAGCUUGGAAAAUUCCAGAAAAGUAUGUCAUGGCUUUAGAAGCUGACAUCAUUUGAGUCAGUUGGAGGUGUACCUGUGGAUGUAUUUCAAGGCCUACCUUCAAACUCAGUGCCUCUUUGCUUGACAACAUGGGAAAAUCAAAAGAAAUCAGCCAACACCUCAGAAAAUAAAUUGUAGACUUCCACAAGUCUGGUUCUUCCUUGGGAGCAAUUUCCAAACGCCUGAAGGUACCACAUUCAUCUGUACAAACAAUAGUACGCAAGUAUAAACACCAUGGGACCACGCAGCCGUCAUACCGCUCAGGAAGGAGACGCGUUCUGUCUCAUAGAGAUUAACGUACUUUGGUGCGAAAAGUGCAAAUCAAUCCCAGAACAACAGCAAAGGACCUUGUGAAGAUGCUGGAGGAAACAGGUACUAAAGUAUCUAUAUCCACAGUAAAACAAGUCCUAUAAUCGACAUAACCUGAAAGGCCGCUCAGCAAGGAAGAAGCCACUGCUCCAAAACCGCCAUAGAAAAAGCCAGACUACGGUUUGCAACUGCACAUGGGGACAAAGAUCGUACUUUUUGGAGAAAUGUCCUCUGGUCUGAUGAAACAAAAAUAGAACUGUUUGGCCAUAAUGACCAUCGUUAUGUUUGGAGGAAAAAGGGGGUCGCUUGCAAGCCGAAGAACACCAUCCCAACCGUGAAGCACGGGGGUGGCAGCACCAUGCUGUGAGGUGCUUUGCUGCAGGAGGGACUGGUGCACUUCACAAAAUAGAUGGCAUCAUGAGGAAGGAAAAUGAUGUGGAUAUAUUGAAGCAUCAUCUCAAGACAUCAGUCAGGAAGUUAAAGCUUGGUCGCAAAUGGGUCUUCCAAAGUACGUUCAUCUCUAGGAGACAGAACGUGUCUCCUUCCUGAGCGGUAUGACGGCUGCGUGGUCCCAUGGUGUUUAUACUUGCGUACUAUUGUUUGUACAGAUGAACGUGGUACCUUCAGGCGUUUGGAAAUUGCUCCCAAGGAUGAACCAGACUUGUAGAGGUCUACAAUCUUUUUUCUGAGGUCGGCUGAUUUUCUUUUCAUUUUCCCAUGAUGUCAAGCAGAGGCACUGAGUUUGAAGGUAGGCCUUGAAAUACAUCCACAGGUACACCUCCAAUUGACUCAAAUGAUGUCAAUUAGCCUAUCAGAAGCUUCUAAAGCCAUGACAUAAUUUUCUGGAAUUUUCCAAGCUGUUUAAAGGUACAGUCAACUUAGUGUAUGUAAACUUCUGACCCACUGGAAUUGUGAUACAGUGAAUUAUAAAUUUAAAAAUAUGUCUGUAAACAAUUGUUGGAAAAAUGACUUGUGUCAUGCUCAAAGUAGCUGUCCUAACCGACUUGCCAAAUGUAUAGUUUGUUAACAAGAAAUUUGUGGAGUGAAAGAAAAACGAGUUUUAAUGACUCCAACCUAAGUGUAUGUAAACUUCCGACUUCAACUGUAAAUAUAUAUAUAUAUAUACAGUGAGGGAAAAAAGUAUUUGAUCCCCUGCUGAUUUUGUACGUUUGCCCACUGACAAAUAAAUAAUCAGUCUAUAAAUUUAAUGGUAGGUUUAUUUGAAAAGUGAGAGACAGAAUAACAACAAAAAAAUCCUAAAAAACGCAUGUCAGAAAUGUUAUGAAUUGAUUUCCAUUUUAAUGAGGGAAAUAAGUAUUUGACCCCUCUGCAAAACAUGACUUAGUACUUGGUGGCAAAACCCUUGUUGGCAAUCACAGAGGUCAGACGUUUCUUGUAGUUGGCCACCAGGUUUGCACACAUCUCAGGAGGGAUUUUGUCCCACUCCUCUUUGCAGAUCUUCUCCAAGUCAUUAAGGUUUCGAGGCUGACGUUUGGCAACUCGAACUUUCAGCUCCCUCCACAGAUUUAAUGUGCUUCUUCUUGAGCCACUCCUUUGUUGCUUUGGCCAUGUGUUUUGGGUCAUUGUCAUGCUGGAAUACCCAUCCACGACCCAUUUUCAAUGCCCUGGCUGAGGGAAGGAGGUUCUCACCCAAGAUUUGACGGUACAUGGCCCUGUCCAUCGUCUCUUUGAUGCGGUGAAGUUGUCCUGUCCCCUUAGCAGAAAAACACCCCCAAAGCAUAAUGUUACCACCUCCAUGUUUGACGGUGGGGAUGGUGUUCUUGGGGUCAUAGGCAGCAUUCCUCCUCCUCAAACAUGGCGAGUUGAGUUGAUGCCAAAGAGCUCCAUUUUGGUCUCAUCUGACCACAACACUUUCACCCAGUUCUCCUCUGAAUCAUUCAGAUGUUCAUUGGCAAACUUCAGACGGGCAUGUAUAUGUGCUUUCUUGAGCAGGGGGACCUUGCGGGCGCUGCAGGAUUUCAGUCCUUCACAGCGUAGUGUGUUACCAAUUGUUUUCUUGGUGACUAUGGUCCAAGCUGCCUUGAGAUCAUUGACAAGAUCCUCCCGUGUAGUUCUGGGCUGAUUCCUCACCGUUUUCAUGAUCAUUGCAACUCCACGAGGUGAGAUCUUGCAUGGAGCCCCAGGCCGAGGGAGAUUGACAGUUAUUUUAUGUUUCUUCCAUUUGCGAAUAAUCGCACCAACUGUUGUCACCUUCUUACCAAGCUGCUUGGCGAUGGUCUUGUAGCCCAUUCCAGCCUUGUGUAGGUCUACAAUCUUGUCCCUGGCAUUCUUGGAAAGCUCUUUGGUCUUGGCCCUGAUGGAGAUUUUGGAAUCUGAUUGAUUGAUUGCUUCUGUGGACAGGUGUAUUUUUAUACAGGUAACAAGCUGAGAUUAGGAGCACUCCCUUUAAGAGUGUGCUCCUAAUCUCAGCUCGUUACCUGUAUAAAAGACACCUGGGAGCCAGAAAUCUUUCUGAUUGAGAGGGGGUCAAAUACUUAUUUCCCUCAUUAAAAUGCAAAUCAAUUUAUAACAUUUUUGACAUGCGUUUUUCUGGAUAUUUUUGUUGUUAUUCUGUCUCUCACUGUUAAAAUAAACCUACCAUUAAAAUUAUAGACUGAUCAUUUCUUUGUCAGUGGACAAACGUAGAAAAUCAGCAGGGGAUCAAAUACUUUUGUCCCUCACUAUAUAUAUAUAUAUAUAUAUAUAUAUAUAUAUAUAUAUAUAUAUAUAUAUAUAUAUAUAUAUAUACACACACACUGCUCAAAAAAAUAAAGGGAACACUUAAACAACACAAUGUAACUCCAAGUCAAUCACACUUCUGUGAAAUCAAGCUGUCCACUUAGGAAGCAACACUGAUUGGCAAUACAUUUCACAUGCUGUUGUGCAAAUGGAAUAGACAACAGGUGGAAAUAAUAGGCAAUUAGCAAGACACCCCCAAUAAAGAAGUGGUUCUGCAGGUGGUGACCACAGACCACUUCUCAGUUCCUAUGCUUCCUGGCUGAUGUUUUGGUCACUUUUGAAUGCUGGCGGUGCUUUCACUCUAGUGGUAGCAUGAGACGGAGUCUACAACCCACACAAGUGGCUCAGGUAGUGCAGCUCAUCCAGGAUGGCACAUCAAUGCGAGCUGUGGCAAGAAGGUUUGCUGUGUCUGUCAGCAUAGUGUCCAGAGCAUGGAGGCGCUACCAGGAGACAGGCCAGUACAUCAGGAGACGUGGAGGAGGCCGUAGGAGGGCAACAACCCAGCAGCAGGACCGCUACCUCCGCCUUUGUGCAAGGAGGAGCAGGAGGAGCACUGCCAGAGCCCUGCAAAAUGACCUCCAGCAGGCCACAAAUGUGCAUGUGUCUGCUCAAACGGUCAGAAAACAGACUCCAUGAGGGUGGUAUGAGGGCCCGACGUCCACAGGUGGGGGUUGUGCUUACAGCCCAACACCGUGCAGGACGUUUGGCAUUUGCCAGAGAACACCAAGAUUGGCAAAUUCGCCACUGGCGCCCUGUGCUCUUCACAGAUGAAAGCAGGUUCACACUGAGCACAUGUGACAGACGUGACAGAGUCUGGAGACGCCGUGGAGAACGUUCUGCUGCCUGCAACAUCCUCCAGCAUGACCGGUUUGGCGGCGGGUCAGUCAUGGUGUGGGGUGGCAUUUCUUUGGGGGGCCGCACAGCCCUCUAUGUGCUUGCCAGAGGUAGCCUGACUGCCAUUAGGUACCGAGAUGAGAUCCUCAGACCCCUUGUGAGACCAUAUGCUGGUGCGGUUGGCCCUGGGUUCCUCCUAAUGCAAGACAAUGCUAGACCUCAUGUGACUGGAGUGUGUCAGCAGUUCCUGCAAGAGGAAGGCAUUGAUGCUAUGGACUGGCCUGCCCGUUCCCCAGACCUGAAUCCAAUUGAGCACAUCUGGGACAUCAUGUCUCGCUCCAUCCACCAACGCCACGUUGCACCACAGACUGUCCAGGAGUUGGCGGAUGCUUUAGUCCAGGUCUGGGAGGAGAUCCCUCAGGAGACCAUCCGCCACCUCAGCAGAAGCAUGCCCAGGCGUUGUAGGGAGGCCAUACAGGCACGUGGAGGCCACACACACUACUGAGCCUCAUUUUGACUUGUUUUAAGGACAUUACAUCAAAGUUGGAUCAGCCUGUAGUGUGGUUUUCCACUUUAAUUUUGAGGGUGACUCCAAAUCCAGACCUCCAUGGGUUGAUACAUUUGAUUUCCAUUGAUAAUUUUUGUGUGAUUUUGUUGUCAGCACAUUCAACUAUGUAAAGAAAAAAGUAUUUAAUAAGAUUAUUUCAUUCAUUCAGAUCUAGGAUGUGUUGUUUAAGUGUUCCCUUAAUUUUUUUGAGCAGUGUAUAUAUAUGUAUAUAUAUAUAUAUAUAUACACAGUGCAUUCGGAAAGUAUUCACACCCCUUCACGUUAUGUUACAGCCUUAUUAUAAAAUUUAUUAAAGACUUUUUUUUUGCUUGUCAAUCUACACACAACACCCCAUAAGAAAUAUUUGCAAAUGUAUUACAAAUAAAAGUUUAAAAUGAUAUUUACAUUAGUAUUCAGACCCUUUACUCAGUACUUUGUUGAAGCACCUUUGGCAGCGAUUACAGCCUCAAGUCUUCUUGGGUAUGACGCUACAAGCAUGGCACACCUGUAUUUGGGGAGUUUCUCCCAUUCUUCUCUGCAGAUCUUCUCAAGCUCUGUCAGGUUGAAUGGGGAGCGUCGCUGCACAGCUAUUUUCAGGUCUCUCCAGAGAUGUUCGAUCGGGUUCAAGUCCGGGCUCUGGCUGGGCCACUCAAGUACAUUCAGAGAAUUGUCCCGAAGCCAUUCCUGCGUUGUCUUGGCUGUGUGCUUAGGGUUGUUGUCCUGUUGGAAGGUGAACCUUCGCCCCAGUCUGAGGUCCUGAGCGCUCUGGAGCAGGUUUUCAUCAAAGAUCUAUCGGUAGUUUUAUCUGGUGAUCUUUCCCUCGAUCCUGACUAGUCAGUCCCUGCCACUUAAAAACAUCCCCACAGCAUGAUGCUGCCACCACCAUGCUUCACUGUAGGGAUGGUGCCAAGUUUCCUCCAGAUGUGACGCUCGGCAUUCAGGCCAAAGAGUUCAAUCUUGGUUUCAUCAGACCAGAGAAUCUUGUUUCUCAUUGUCUGAGAGUCCUUUGGGUGCCUUUUGGCAAACUCCAAGCGGGCUGUCAUGUGCCUUUUACUGAGGAGUGGCUUCCGUCUGGCCACUCUACCAUAACAGUCUGAUUGGUGAAGUGCUGCAAAGAUGGUUGUCCUUCUGGAAGGUUCUCCCAUCUCCACAGAGGAACUCUGGAGCUCUGUCAGAGUGACCAUCGGGUUCUUCGUCACCUCUUUGACCAAGGACCUUCUGCCCCGAUUGCUCAGUUUGGCCGGCCGGCCAGCUCUAGGAAGUGUGUUGGUGGUUCCAAACUUCUUCCAUUUAAGAAUGAUAGAGGCCAAUGUGUUCUUGGGGACCUUCAAUGCUGCAGAAAUUUUUUGGUACCCUUCCCCAGAUCUGUGCUUCGACACAAUCCUGUCUCGGAGCUCUACGGACAAUUCCUUCGACAUCAUGGCUUGGUUUUUGCUCUGACAUGCACUGUCAACUGUGAGACCUUAUAUAGACAGGUGUGUGCCUUUCCAAAUCAUGUCCAAUCAAUUGAAUUUACCACAGGUGAACUCCAAUUAAGUUAUAGAAACAGCUCAAGGAUGAUCAAUGGAAACAGGAUGCACCUCAGCUCAAUUUCGAGUCUCAUAGGAACGGGUCUGAAUACUUAUGUAAAUAAGGUAUUUCUGUUUUUUAGUUUUUAUACAUGGGGGAUACAAUCUUCCCAGCUCUGCAGAUUUUGCUGCGAAGAGACAAAAUCAUUAGAUCAUUUGUUUUGGUACAGUUGAAAAAUAUAUGGCAAAUAGAAAUCCAAUAUGGAUGGUGUUACGAGAUAGAUGGGAGGUGUUGAAUGGAGCUGAAGGAUGGGACUAAUAACAACAACUAAUAACAACAAGAUAACUAAUGUAAAGCAUACUGUGUCCAUAAUAAGUAUAUAGGUUAUAGGUUUAGAGCUUUUGUGAAAGAGCACAGUUAGAAAAAUAUGGCAUAUAGAAGCAAACCAGAUGGACAUCAUGAAAAUGAUUGGGGGAAGUUCAGGAGUAAAAACAAACAAAUAUAAUUAUUGUAGAAUUUGACUGUGUCCAUAAAAUGUAAAUAGUAUGUAUGGGCUGGAAGUAGAGGCCUAAGCGUUGUUGUUCACUAGUUUACUCCAAUUGGGGAAGGGGUGGUGGGGUUGGAAAGUAAUGAAGGGAAAUAUAAUUUAAAAAAGGAUAUGUGUGUGUGUAUGGAUGUAUGUAUAUAUGUAUGUAUGUAAAUAGAUAUGUGUGUGUGUGUGUGUGUGUGUGUGUGUGUGUGUGUGUGUAUAUGUAUGUAUGUAAAUAGAUAUGUGUGUGUGUGUGUGUGUGUGUGUGUGUGUGUGUGUGUGUGUGUGUGUGUAUAUGUAUAUACAGUGGGGAGAACAAGUAUUUGAUACACUGCCGAUUUUGCAGGUUUUCCUACUUACAAAGCAUGUAGAGGUCUGUAAUUUUUGUCAUAGGUACACUUCAACUGUGAGAGACGGAAUCUAAAACAAAAAUCCAGAAAAUCACAUUGUAUGAUUUUUAAGUAAUUAAUUUGCAUUUUAUUGCAAAUUUUUUAGGGGGUAGAUCAGCUUUAAUAUUUGCGAGAAGAAAAACAUAUGGGGGAUUGGAAUUGAUGCAGACAAUUACAUUGAUGGAAGUUACAAUCUAUCUGAAAUAUUAAAGCUGAUCUACCCCCUAAAAAAUAAAAAGGGUCUGAAUACUUAUGUAAAUAAGGUAUUUCUGUUUUUUUGUUUUUAUACAUUUUCAAAAAUGUCCAAACUUCUUUUUUCUUUGUCAUUAUGGGGUAUUGUAUGUAGAUUGAGGAUAUAUAUAUAUAUAUAUUUUUAUUCAUUUUAGAAUAAGGCUGUAACAUAACAAAAUGUGGAAAAAGGGAAGGGGUCUGAAUACUUUUCAAAGGCACUUAGAUGUCAUGCAUACAAAAAUACUAGUAAUGUUAGUUUACAACACUGGCUUGUAUCUUGUCUUGUACUUAUAAAAAGUGUCUUGUUUCAAAGAAAUAGACACCUCAAACACUGAGGCAAUCAGUGUGUUUUGUUUUUGCCUCUCUAGGACAGGGCUCAUAGAAUUGGUCAGAAGAAACCUGUGCGAGUGUUCCGCCUCAUCACUGAUAAUACAGUCGAAGAGAGGAUUGUAGAGAGAGCUGAGAUGAAGUUGAGGCUAGACUCCAUUGUUAUACAACAAGGUAUUCAGCAUGGUUUUAAUUUGCGACUUCGUGGUUUGUCAUUACAUGGCUUUCAAAUCCAUAUAGAUCAUAUUACAUUACUAGAGGGGUUAUGUCAUAAACCCUCAAAGUUCCAUAAUGGUGCGAAAAUGGCAGCCAUCUUGGUCAGGGAGAAAUUCAAAACCAGUCUAAUUGGAAUUAAUGGCAGUAGAGGCAUAGGUGAUGCAUUUCCUGCUUUUACUUACACAGGAAAAUAAAAGUAAGGCAUGUGAUGUAUCAGAAAUUAUGUAAUGGAAUUAUAGUCAACCUAAAAUAUUGUCAUAUAAUAAAUACAGUAUGGCUUUUAUACACAUUUUCUGAACAAACAGCAUCUAAAAUAUAUGUAAACAGACCAUAAAUGUCUCAGAUUUUGUUUUCUUGGAAAGCUGGGUGCUAUUAUAUGAUACAAUAGCAGUACUUGUUGCAUUUAUAACUUGUCCAAGUCCUAUUCAGUGCCUUGGGUGUGAGAAAAGAGCUUUACAAAUUAAAUUAAUUAUUAAUUAUUAAUUAUUAUUAUUAUUAUUAUUAUUCUGAGCCAGUGUAUGGCUGUGGAUUGACUGCAUUGUUUGAAUGGAAUGUUGGCAUAGUGGCAGUUAAUUCCUCUUAAACUGCCUGGCUAGCUAGCUAACACACAUACAGUGCAGAUUCAUUCUUCACAUUCAUUGUUUUUACACAAUAUCUUAUCACAGCACUGGCAAACUGUGGUUGACCAACUCCCUGACCAACAUGACUGACCUUUGGACCAUCAUAAGAAGGUUCAUGUCCAUUCUAGCAUUCUAAUUCCUAAUUCUAUGUUCAAAUCCCUUAAAUGUGGCCUUACCUUUGUUUAAAAAAAAAUUGGUCUGACUCAUAGCAGACAGUAAAUCAGACUUGAAUUUGUAAUGUGGCCCAUAUCAUUAAAGUGUUGUUUAGCAAUGGUCCUUGGGACAGGCAAGACAGACCUUGGUUAGGCUUGAGACAAAAUUAGACCACACAUAUAUGCUGUACAUGCAUGCAUGUAUACAGAUACUUUAGUAGUUUAUAGAAUGAUCUAGACCCUGAGACAUGGCUGUAAGUGCCUGCUGCAGGGUCUUGUACAUUCAGUCCCACACCCCAACUACUUCUCACAUCUUUUCAACUUUCCAGGGAGGCUGAUGGAGCAGUCCAACAAGCUGGGGAAAGAUGAGAUGCUGCAGAUGAUCAGGCAUGGGGCCACUCACGUCUUCGCCUCCAAAGACAAUGAGCUCACGGACGAAGACAUCAACACCAUCUUAGAGAGGGGGGCAAAGAAGGUGAGUGAGCACCAUGUGAAGGAUCAGUACACAGUGUUUGGUUGACAGACUGGCUGCUUGGUUCUCUGUGCUCACCUGUCCUUUUGACAGUGGUGGAAAAAGUACCCAAUUGUCAUACUUGAGUAAAAGUAAAGAUACCUUAAUAGAAAAUGACUCAAGUGAAAGUCACCCAGUAAAAUACAAAACAUUUUUGGUUUAAAAAUACUUAAGUAUCAAAAGUAAAUGUAAUUGCGAAAAUAUACUUAAGUAUCAAAAGCAAAAGUAUAAAUCAUUUCACAUUCCUUAUUUUAAGCAAACCAGACGGCACGAUUUUCUUGUUUUUUAAAUUUACGGAUAGCCAGGGGUACACUCCAACACUCAGACAUAAUUUACAAACUAAGCAUUUGUGUUUAGGGAGUCCACCAGAUCAGAGGUAGUAGGGAUGACCAGGGAUGUUCUCUUGAUAAGUGCAUGAAUUGGACCAUUUUCCUGUCUUGCUAAGCAUUCGAAAUGUAACGAGUACUUUUGGGUGUCAGGGAAAAUGUAUGGGAAAAUAAGUACAUUAUUUCCUUUAGGAAUGUAGUGGAGUAAAAGUACCGUAGUCAAAUAUAUGUAUGUAUGUAUGUAUGUAUGUAUGUAUAUAUACACAUACAUAUAUACAGUGGGGAGAACAAGUAUUUGAUACACUGCCGAUUUUGCAGGUUUUCCUACUUACAAAGCAUGUAGAGGUCUGUAAUUUUUAUCAUAGGUACACUUCAACUGUGAGAGACAAAAUCACAUUGUAUGAUUUUUAAGUAAUUAAUUUGCAUUUUAUUGCAUGACAUAAGUAUUUGAUAUAUCAGAAAAGCAGAACUUAAUAUUUGGUACAGAAACCUUUAUUAUGUUUCCUGUAGGUCUUGACCAGGUUUGCACACACUGCAGCAGGGAUUUUUACCCACUCCUCCAUACAGACCUUCUCCAGAUCCUUCAGGUUUCGGGGCUGUUGCUGGGCAAUACGGACUUUCAGCUCCCUCCAAAGAUUUUCUAUUGGGUUCAGGUCUGGAGACUGGCUAGGCCACUCCAGGACCUUGAGAUGCUUCUUACGGAGCCACUUCUUAGUUGCUCUGGCUGUGUGUUUCGGGUCGUUGUCAUGCUGGAAGACCCAGCCACGACCCAUCUUCAAUGCUCUUACUGAGGGAAGGAGGUUGUUGGCCAAGAUCUCGCAAUACAUGGCCCCAUCCAUCCUCCCCUCAAUACAGUGCAGUCGUCCUGUCCCCUUUGCAGAAAAGCAUCCCCAAAGAAUGAUGUUUCCACCUCCAUGCUUCACGGUUGGGAUGGUGUUCUUGGGGUUGUACUCAUCCUUCUUCUUCCUCAAAAAAGCUAUAUUUUUGUCUCAUCAGACCACAUGACCUUCUCCCAUUCCUCCUCUGGAUCAUCCAGAUGGUCAUUGGCAAACUUCAGACGGGCCUGGACAUGCGCUGGCUUGAGCAGGGGGACCUUGCGUGCGCUGCAGGAUUUUAAUCCAUGACGGCGUAGUGUGUUACUAAUGGUUUUCUUUGAGACUGUGGUCCCAGCUCUCUUCAGGUCAUUGACCAGGUCCUGCCGUGUAGUUCUGGGCUGAUCCCUCACCUUCCUCAUGAUCAUUGAUGCCCCACGAGGUGAGAUCUUGCAUGGAGCCCCAGACCGAGGGUGAUUGACCGUCAUCUUGAACUUCUUCCAUUUUCUAAUAAUUGCGCCAACAGUUGUUGCCUUCUCACCAAGCUGCUUGCCUAUUGUCCUGUAGCCCAUCCCUACAAUUUUAUCCCUGAUGUCCUUACACAGCUCUCUGGUCUUGGCCAUUGUGGAGAGGUUGGAGUCUGUUUGAUUGAGUGUGUGGAUAGGUGUCUUUUAUACAGGUAACGAGUUCAAACAGGUGCAGUUAAUACAGGUAAUGAGUGGAGAACAGGAGGGCUUCUUAAAGAAAAACUAACAGGUCUGUGAGAGCCGGAAUUCUUACUGGUUGGUAGGUGAUAAAAUACUUAUGUCAUGCUAUAAAAUGCAAAUUAAUUACUUAAAAAUCAUACAAUGUGAUUUUCUGGAUUUUUGUUUUAGAUUCUGUCUCUCACAGUUGAAGUGUACCUAUGAUAAAAAUUACAGACCUCUACAUGCUUUGUAUGUAGGAAAAUCUGCAAAAUCGGCAGUGUAUCAAAUACUUGCUCUCCCCACUGUGUGUGUGUGUGUAUGUGUAUAUAUAUAUAUAUAUAUAUAUAUAUAUAUAUAUAUAUAUAUAUAUAUAUAUAUAUAUAUAUAUAUAUAUAUAUAUAUAUAUAUAUAUAUAUAGUAAAGUACAGAUACCCAAAAAAACUACUUAAGUAGUACUUUUACUUAAGUACUUUACACCACUGCCUUUUGACUUAUCCUAGACGGCUGAGAUGAACGAGCGCAUGGAGGGUCUGGGAGAGAGCUCCCUCAGGAACUUCACUGUGGAUACCGGAGGAGCAGAGACCAGCCUCUACAAUUUUGAAGGGGAGGACUACAGAGAGAAGCAAAAGGUAUCAAAUUACUACAUGCUUUGUCAUAGCAUCAAAGAGCAUUUUGCAUUGACAUUUUAUUCAUUUAGCAGACUAUCUUAUCUAGAGCGACUUACAGUAGUGAGUGCAUACUUUUUCGUUCUGGUCCACCGUGGGAAUCGAACCCACAACCCUGGCAUUGCAAGCGCCAUGCUCAACCAACUGAGCAGCUUGAUAUGGUACUGUACUUUGAUUAGCUAGUUCCCUUGUUGAAUUUCAUCUUAGUUAUUGAACUUUGUGAAUACUGUGUGAUAGAGGUAGAGAUGACAUACAGAGUAUACUAUUCAUAGAUGCUUAUGAAAUAAACUUAAUGAAACCACAGUAACCAUGAAAUGAGGUGUACAUCAUAUACCGUAUACUGAGUUGAUUCACCUUGUGAGGGAUGGACUGGUCUUUUUUUGUAGCUGAGUAUGAUGGAAUGGAUCGAGCCUCCUAAAAGAGAAAGGAAAGCCAACUAUGCGGUGGAUGCCUACUUCAGAGAGGCCCUGCGUGUCAGUGAACCUCGAGCCCCCAAGGUAACGCCCACUCACAGAUCAAUCACACAGAAACUUCAGGGGCUGCCACCUUGCUUUGCAUCCCUGCUUAUAAAUUACAUGCUUAUUCAAGUGCUGUCCCCAUCAAGGUUAUUAUACUAAACGAAAACUGAAACUAAAAUAAAAACAAAAUUGGAAAAACAAUUUAGUAAACUGAAAUAAAAAUUUAACGAAAAACAUUUGAAAAACUAAAACUAUACUGAAGCUAUUAUAUUUGACUACAAAACCAAAAAUUGUUUAUAAUAAUAACAUCAAAUUAUGUUUAGUUUUUUUCUUCUAAACUUUGGACAAAAAUGGGUCUUUCAAGCUUUAUCUUCUAAUGGGGUUUUCAAGCUUCUGAAUCUAGCGGGUAUAUGCUGCUAGUCGAUGCCGAUGUUUCAAAUAGGCCUAGCUUGUGCAUCACUAUCAUGAACUAUCACUAGCUAACAGGGAAGAAAUCCAAAGGCGAGCACGGAGUAUGACUGGGUCAAGCUAGAACUUCUUGUGAAGUUGCUGGAGCCGUUUACAACCUUCACCGACCAACUUCAAACUGACAGCCACUUGCUGUCUGAUGUGGUGCCGUGCCUUCUCAACCUUAAGGCACACUUGCAGUUAACUACUGUUACAAAACAGUUGGCACAGGUCCUCCUGAAGUCACUGUGUGAGCGCUUCGCAUGCAUACUGAAUCCUCUGGCAACCAACUUCGAUCCAACCCCUGCAGCAGCUUGCCUGAUGGACCGAAGUGUCUCUCUGGCACUUCGCUCCACAGAGAUGGAGCCACUGAUGAGUGAAGCAGAGUCUUUUGUACUUCAGCAAAUCAGAGAGUACAGCCGUGGGGCAGGAGUACCCCAUGAAGGUGCAAGCAAGUUAAAUCCAGCAAGCAUCUCAACCACAGUGCUUUCAGAAAUAUAGCUUCCUCGCAUCAAGGAUUGUGUCAGAGGUCACUGUCCAGCCGGAGAGUCAACCUGGCUGGGCAUUAAGUGCCCCGUGUGAGCUGCGGAAAUACCUGGAAGAAGUGAAGGGGGGCAUGUUUACAGAGUCACCUCUCCAGUUCUGGCAGGCAAAGAUGGCUGUUUAUCCAAAGCUGUACCCUGUGACACUGGAUCUGGUUUCUGCCCUGCAUCCCAAGUGUUCGUGGAGAGAAUAUUCUCUGUCUGUGGAAGAGUUGCUAGUCAGUAGUCAACCAUUUGUAGGGUUGCAAAGUAACUACCAUAAAUUUGGUAACGUUCAAACUUUGGUAACUUCCAAACUGGUGGCAGUUGUGAAAAAAAGUCAAUACUUGGAAGAGUUGCGGAGUUAAUUUAAAAUAAUUCCUUUGUUGAUUAGAUACUUUCAACAUUAAUUAGGCUAUUUUCUCUUUAACCAUAUGGUCUAUCCACUAGAAACUCAUGGGCAAUAUGGACACAGAUAUAAUAAAUUAAUAUGAAUACAUUUUUUAAUAAGUAUUUAAAGUAUAAAUUAUCUAAAUUACAUUAGAUUGCCAUAGAUUACCUGUUCAUUACCAAAAUUAUAGAAGAUACUGGUAACUUUGGUAUAUUACCGGUAGCUUUGCAACCCUAAUCAUUCCUCUUGUUUCCCACAUCUUCCAAAUAAUGAUGGUCAAGAAGUCAGAAUGAUGUCCAUGUAAGGGGUGUACAUGUUAAUCUUGCUCACAAGAACAUGAUUAAUAAUGAUGAAUGUAUUUCAGGCCCCACGUCCCCCCAAACAGCCUAACAUCCAGGACUUCCAGUUCUUUCCCCCUCGCCUGUUUGAGCUGCUAGAGAUGGAGAUCCUUUUCUACAGGAAGACAAUAGGCUACAAGGUAAGACAGCUGUAGUUAAGUUCAUUGUCUGAUGGAUAAAUAAAGUGUGCCCAUGUUGACAUAGGUAGCUUUAAGCUUAGCCAUUUAUAGUCAUGUAUUCUUGUUUCCUGCACAUGGUAGUGUGACUUGAAUGUCCCUUCUGACUGGUUCUACUUUACUGAAACAAUUUACAAAGUUGAAUAUUUAAAAACAAUAUUUUGGAAUCUGUUAGCUUGGGCUUUCACAGAGCCAACAUAUUACUUGUGGGAUGGGGAAUAGAGCCCAUAGAAGUGUGUCUCAACUCUGACAUUUGUUAGCAGCAUCCCAAGUGCUUAACUGUGCCAAGGCACUCGCUGCCAAGGCAGACUGCUGAAGUGAGACAGAUUGGAGCUUUUACUCCUCCAUGGUGCCAGAACCACAGAACACACACACACACACACACACACACAUUCCCCCUAUGCCACCUGAUCCCAGGGUACAUCUGCUCAGUUCUGCCCAGUUAGCCUGGUUCCCCAACAGGCCUGUCUAUCGCUUCACCCAGCCUUAGGGGUCUCUCGCCCAGCCUCAUAGCGAGAGACAGAGCCGUUCGGUGUUAUGUCUCAUCAGAGCUGUCUCUAAUAUGAGCUAUGUCUGUCCUCUCCUUUGUGCUGCUGCAGGUGCCCAGGAGCCCUGACAUUCCCAACUCUGCUCAGGUGCAGAAGGAGGAGCAGAGGAAGAUCGACGAGGCGGGGCCCCUCAGUCCUGAGGAGACUGAGGAGAAGGAGAAGCUUCUUACACAGGUACUGGAGGGCGCUAGGCUAGACACAACUGUCUAGAUUCCUAAAUUAUUUGAGUAAGAUCCCUGUAGUGUUUGUCACAAAAGUGCCACAUUAUUAGACAUUCUAAAGCUUGUAGUGCUGUGUUUAUAGUGAAUGUUGUUACUCAGGGGUUCACAAGUUGGAACAAGCGAGAUUUCAAUCAGUUCAUUAAAGCCAAUGAGAAAUAUGGCCGUGAUGACAUCGACAACAUCGCUCGGGAAGUCGAGGGGAAAAACCCUGAAGAAGUCAUUGAAUAUUCUGGUAAGAUACCGGAGGUCCUCAUCAUCGUCAUAAUCAUCCUCAUCUAUUAUUCCAUUACAGUUGUUUACUAGAGACCCUUUCUAGUAUCUGUUUCAAAUAACCAUGGUUAUUACAGUUUAUUAUUACUUUUUAUAUGCUCCACACUAGUCUUUUCAUACUCUUUUUUUAUUUUCAAGCCAUUUUCUGGGAGCGGUGCAAUGAACUCCAGGAUAUUGAGAAAAUCAUGGCCCAGAUCGAGCGUGGUGAGGCCCGCAUCCAGAGGAGGAUCAGCAUUAAGAAGGCACUGGAUGCUAAGGUGAACUACUUUACAGAAGUUGUUUUGAUUUUCUAAAUAAGUGCUCAAGUGUGUUGGAUAGUGGCUGAUAAGUAUUUUUGUAUUGAUCUUUAAAAUGCAAUGAUUGCCUCUCUAAAACAUAUUUUCCCUUUUAAGCACUGUGGAAAUUACAUAUUUGAAUUUGCUAGUAGCAACCUUUAUUUUGAGUAUGCUCCAAGAUAAAUUAUUAUUUUCAAAUUGACUAAAUGGAAAAUGUUGUUUUUGAUUCAUUUCAGAUUGCGAGAUACAAGGCCCCAUUCCACCAGUUGAGGAUUCAGUAUGGCACCAAUAAAGGGAAGAACUACACGGAGGAGGAGGACAGGUUCCUGAUCUGUAUGCUCCACAAGAUGGGCUUUGACAAGGAGAAUGUUUAUGAGGAACUCCGACAGUGUGUCCGGAACGCCCCCCAGUUCAGAUUUGACUGGUUCAUCAAGUCCCGAACUGCCAUGGUAUAGUAUGCCCUGAACAGUUUGACUAUGUUAUAGCUGUUAGAAGGUUUAGGUGAGCAAACAUGGGGACACUUAUUUGAUAUGACACCUGGACUGCCUCUGGGAUAGUCAAUAAACCCAGUUACAGUGUCUUAGUGUCCCUACUUCUUUACUUUCUCUGGAUCCAUCAUAAAAACGUGUUUUAUUACUUUUAUUAUAGACUAUAGUACAUUUCUAGUGAAUUCAGAGACCAUCUUGUUAGCUUUCCUCUCACAUUUAUAGUAGGUAUGGCGGAAUAUAGAAUUGAAUUUGUUUCAAUGUGUUCCUCCUUUACAAGUUGAGAUGGAUGAGAAUUCAUGGGACGAAAGGCUAUCCUAUAGAUUCAGUUUCAUGCAUCACCAGUAUACAGACACACUUACCUCUCUGGGGUUAUAUUCCAUCACUUUGUGCAUUUGACAAAGUGGUAUGUAACAUGAACGGUUUUGGUUAUUGAAAUGUCAAUAUUAUGAACAAAAACUGUAAUAACCACAAGAGGAGCAUAUUGAAUGAAUAUAAAAAAUUUUUUUUGCUUCAAACAGACUGGCUAACAUAGAUAGAACAGCAGACAUCCAUUGUACUAUUGUUUUCUUGUUCUCUGCUAACAGCUGUCUCUUGUUCCCCCAGGAACUCCAGCGACGCUGUAACACUCUCAUCUCUCUCAUUGAAAAAGAAAAUAUGGAGAUUGAGGAAAAGGAGCGUGCUGAAAAAAAGAAAAGGACCCCAAAAAGCCAGACGGUAAUUGAUCUUACGAAUUAUAUAUUUUGUGGGAAGAAAUAGGCAUAUUGGUUGACCAUCUUGAGAAUUCUGAACCAUGUUACCAUGACAAAUGGAUCAAUACUCAUGUGUUAGAAUAUUCAUAUUUCAUACGUACAUUGUAACAUUUACACAUAGACAUGCAAUUGAUUUGAUUCUAAUGUCAUUUUUAUUCUAAGACUCACAAAAGGAAGGCAGAUGCAUCAUCAGAAGCCACAGGACGCAAAGAGAAGAAAGCGAGAGCCUGA
Coregonus sp. 'balchen' is the source of this 33221-nucleotide messenger RNA. The record is from the annotation of a GenBank genome assembly. Lineage: Eukaryota; Metazoa; Chordata; Actinopteri; Salmoniformes; Salmonidae.